Messenger RNA from Ictidomys tridecemlineatus (thirteen-lined ground squirrel), 2414 nucleotides. The record is from RefSeq and is a predicted model, not a curated record. NCBI's taxonomy places the organism in Eukaryota, Metazoa, Chordata, Mammalia, Rodentia, Sciuridae.
GGGAUGCCAUCCUUGCCCUGCACCCCUCCCUAGCUCUGGGGUUGAGAGCUGGGGAAGAUCAAUGGACGAUUGAGACUGAGGAAGGGUGUAGGGUGCUUGUGAGAGAGGCAUAUCCCUCUCUGCAGUUCAGCCACCUCCAUCCCUGGGGGAGCCUUGGGCUCAGGUCAGUUUUCUCCAUCCUUGCAGGGCAAGGACCAGCUCCUCCUGGGCUGGGAAGGAGGGAGGGCCAGCUUGCCUGGCCUUGCCUACCUUGCCAACCUCCCCAACCUGAGGAGCAGGAAAUCAAGCUCCUGGCUCCUUCAGCCACCCAGGCAGCAUGGAGUGUGCAGUGUGGGGAAGGGCCAGGGUGGUCCAGCCCGACUGACCCAAUGGCCGCCAGCCCCCUGGAGCAGCAGCUGGGCAGGCUCACUAUCUUCACCCUAGAUGACUUCAAGGACGACUGGCAUCAAGUAGCCAGCGGUGGCUUUGGUCACAUGUUCCAAGCUUGACACACGCACUGGAGAACCCAAUAUGCCAUCAAGUGCUUCCCUUGUCUCCAGCACGAGGCCACCAGGUACCUGCCACCCUGCCCCUCUCCUUUCAUAGAGGAGAAACUGAGGCUAGGCCAGCUUCUGGCCCAGGAAAUGCUGAGAGAAGGAUGGGCUGGGAUUUCAGACUUUGGUCUGUCCAAGUGGAUGGAACGGUUGACCCAGAUGCAGUGCAUCGAAAGGUCGGCUCUGUGGGGCACGCUCAGCUAUCCCCCUGAGAUGUUCCUGGACAGUAACAAGGCCACGAGGCCCAAGUACGAUGUGUAGAGCUUUGGGAUUGUCAUCUGGGAGCUCCUCACUCAGAAGAAACCAAAUUCAGGACUCAACCUGAUGACUGUCAUCAUCAGAGUGGCUGCAGGUAUGUGGCUCUCCCUGCAGCCUGUCUCUGGAUGGCCAGGCGAGGCCCAGCAGAUGGUGGACCUGAUGAGGCGCUGCUGGGACCAGGACCCCAAGAAGAGUUCGUGCUUUCUAGACAUCACAAUCGAGACAGACAUGCUACGGUCACUGCUCCAGAACUUUGUGACAGACCCCAAGAGUGAGACCCUGGCCAGGAAGGUGUCUUGUAAGCCAUCACUGCACCAGCCCCAAGAGAUCAAAGAGCUCUUUUUUCAAUAUCUUCCUCCAACAGACUCAGGAGACUACUUGAAGAGGGUCCUGCAACUCUCUGACAGCGAGAGUUUGGAUCCAAUGGAUGAGGAACUGCUGCAGGGAAGUGUGGAGCAGGUGAGGCUGCUCCUGGCACUCGAGGUUGAUGUGGACUGCCAGACAGCCUCUGGCUACACACCUCUCCUCAUUGCCGCCCAGGACUAGCAGCCUGACCUCUGAGCUCUGCUCCUGGCACAUGGUGCUGGUGCCAACCUGGUGGAUGAUGAUGGCUGGGCCCCACUGCACUUUGCAGCCCAGAAUGGGGAUGACCACACUGCCCGCCUGCUCCUGGACCAUGGGGCCCUCGUGGAUGCUCAGGAGCAUGAGGGCUGGACCCCACUCCACCUGGCCACACAGAACAAUUUUGAGAAUGUGACACGGAUUUUGGUCUCCCGUCAAGCUGACUCUAACCUACGUGAGGUUGAGGGCAGGACUCCCCUGCAUGUGGCUGCCUACUUUGGCCAUGUCAGUCUGGUCAAGCUGUUGACAGGACAGGGGGCUGAGCUGGAUGCUCAGCAGAGAAACCUGCAGACAGCCCUGCACCUGGCAGUAGAGCAGGGCAAACUGAGGGCCAUCCAACACUUGCUGAAGAGUGGGCCGGCCCCUGACGCCCUUGACGAAAAUGGCUAUGGCCCACUGCAUAUCGCUGCCACCAGGGGCAAGUACCUCAUCUGCAAGAUGCUGCUCAGGUAUGGGGCCAGCCUUGAGCUUCCCACGCACCAGGGCUGGACACUCCUGCAUCUAGCCACCUACAAGGGCCCUGAGAUCAUCCACCUGCUGGCUGAGAACCAUGCAGUCUUGGAUGCUCUUGGAGGUAUGAACUGGACACCCCUGCACCUGGCUGCCUGCUACAGGGAGGAGGUAGUGGUGUUAGCACUGCUGCAGUGUGGGACUGACCCCAAUGCCACCGAGAAGUUGGGCUGGACACCCCUCCACCUGGUGGUCCAGAGGGGUGCCUUCCUGGGCGUCAUCAACCUCCUGGAGCACCAUGCAGAUGUCUGUGCCCGCAACAAGGUGGGUUGGACACCUGCCCACCUGGCUCCUCUCCAAGAUUACACAGCCAUCCUCAAAGUUCUGGUCAAGGCUGGUGCCCAGCUAGAUGUCCAGGAUGGAGUAGGCUGCACACCCUUACAGCUGGCCCUCCGGAGCCAAAAACAGGGCACCAUGGCCUUUCUAGAGGGCAAGGAGCCUCCACUGGCUACUCUGGGAGGUGCUGAGCUGGGAACCCAGACAGAAGUUUAG